Molecule: messenger RNA, 4711 nt
Organism: Sesamum indicum (sesame)
Lineage: Eukaryota; Viridiplantae; Streptophyta; Magnoliopsida; Lamiales; Pedaliaceae
Product: Pentatricopeptide repeat (PPR) superfamily protein
Molecular function (GO): protein binding
Source: RefSeq, a predicted model, not a curated record
GAAAGGAAGCCUUUGCAAAUUCAAGAACAAUUGUUAUCAACCAACGAUGAGGUACUUAUUUAAGGCUGGAGUUUUAAAUUCAAAUUCUUGCAAUAAUGUGCUCAAUUCUCAUUUUCGUGCACCUGGAGUUGUUCAAGUUGCUUCCCAUUCAAACAUGUCAUCAAAAUCGGUUCAAAAUUCCAGAAAGAUUGAUAAAAAUUCCGACCUGGAUAGCCCCAGAGAGCUACAAAGUUUUGGCCCACUCUUCAACGAAAUUCUUGGGAUUUUAGGAACUGAAAAUAUUGCAGCCGAAAAAAACGCGCCAUAUGGAUUUUUAGUAUCCAAGGAAACGCAGUUGAGAGGCAAUAUGGAAAGUGCAGAAACAUCAGUGUGUCAGCUGCAAAGUGCUUGUCAAAAUGCCGACGAGAAAAGAGACCAUGGAAAGAUGGGAAAUUUGGUGUUAGAAAAUAACGGGAGUGGAAUAUCGGAUGAGAUUGAAGUAAAAGAUGUUAGCCCAAUAGUUCAUAAGGUGACUGAGAUUGUCAGGAGCGAAAAUGGCUUGCUCUCGAUGGAGGAAAGGCUGGAAAAUGCUGACUUGGACUAUAACGAGAAGGUCGUUGAGAAGGUACUGAAGAGGUGCUUCAAAGUUCCACAUUUGGCUUUGAGGUUUUUCAAAUGGGUGAAAUUCAGUAAAGGGUUUCACCACACAGGGAACACUUUUAAUACUAUGAUAAAUAUAGCUGGGGAAGCCAAGGAGUUUGGUUUGAUUGAGGAAUUAGCUGAGGAAAUGGAGAAGAAUUCCUGUAAGAACAUUAAGACGUGGACUGUUCUUGUGUCUCAUUAUGGGAAAGCAAAACUGAUUGGCAAAGCCCUGUUGAUGUUUGAGGAAAUGAAGAGUGCUGGAGUUAGACCUGAUGCAAUUGCCUACAGAGAAAUGCUGCGUGCGCUAUGCAGUGCUCGAAAAGCUGACCUUGCUUUGGAGUUUUACAAGGAUAUGGUGCAUAAUGAGGUGUCAUUAGAUGUGGCAUUAUAUAAACAAUUACUUAAAUGCUUUGCAUUGUGUGGAGAUGUUGCUGCAGUGCAUUUUGUUGGUGAAAACAUGGUAAGACUUUCUGAGAUUCCCGAACUUCACACUUAUACUUUGAUGCUGAAGAGUUUCUGUAUUGCAGGGAGAAUCAAAGAAUCGUUAGAAUUAAUUCGUGACUUGAAGAAUAAGAAUAUCAUCCUUGACACUGGAAUUUUUGAGACAUUGGUGAAAGGACUUUGUAGCAGAGAUAGGAUUGCAGAUGCAAUAGAGAUACUUGAAAUAAUGAAGAGAAGGGAUGUAUUUAAUCAAAAUAUAUAUGGAAUUCUUAUAAGCACACAUUUGAGAAGAAAUGAAGUCUCCAAGGCAUUUAAUCUUUUCCAAGAUGCAAAAGAAUCUGGAAGUAUCUCAGUCUCUACCUACACAAAUUUGAUGCAACACCUUUUCUGGAAGAAUGAAUUUGAAAAAGGCUUGGAAUUGUACAAUGAGAUGCUUGCAACGGGGAUCCAAUUAGAUAGUGUAGCAAUAACUGCUGUUGCUGCUGGUUAUCUUCGGCAAAAUUGUGUUUCUGAAGCAUGGAAAGUGUUCAAGAGUAUGGAUGAGAAAGGAAUUAAACCAACUUCCAAAUCAUAUACAAUAUUCAUAAAGGAGCUGUGUAAAGUUUCUGACACAGAUGUGAUCGCCAAGGUUUUGGAUGAAAUGGAGGCUUGCAAAGUAAAUGUUCGAGAUGAUAUCUUUUGGCAGGUAACAUCUUACCUUGAGAAGAAAGGAGACAUAGAAAAGCUGAAUAAGCUAAAGCAGAUAAAGAGAGGUUUUACCUUUUAUCCUAGAGGUGGAGAGGAACUAGAUGCUGAUGAAUGCAAUCGACUGGAACUUGCAGGAGAAUCAGAAUCCAUUCAACUAGUUCAGAAAAGGUUGUCGGAUUCCUUUCCAGAGUCUGCAUUGAAAUUAUCCAGAAAUACUGAUAUGCAAGAAGUUUGCCAAAUCUUAUCUUCCUCAACUGAUUGGUGCUCUAUACAAGAGAAGUUGGAAGAACUUUGUUUCCAGUUUAGGCCUGAGCUUGUUGUGGAAAUUUUGCGUAAAUGCAGUCUUAAUAUAAGUACUGCCUUAAAGUUUUUCUCAUGGGUAGGGAAGCAAACUGGUUAUAGUCACAAUGAACAAUCAUACAAUAUGGCCAUGAAAAUUGCUGGUCAAGGCAAAAACUUUAAACAAAUGAGGAGCCUCUUCUAUGAGAUGAGAAGAAGAGGUUGCUCAAUAACAUCUGAUACAUGGACAAUCAUGAUAAUGCAGUAUGGUCGAACAGGGUUGACAGAUAUUGCUUUGAGAAACUUCAGAGAGAUGAAACUUAGCGAUUGCAAACCAACAAAAAGCACAUACAAGUUUUUGAUCACCACUCUGUGUGGGAAAAAAGGUAGGAACGUUGAUGAGGCCAUCAAGAUAUAUCAAGAAAUGGUUCAAGUUGGUUGUGCUCCUGAUAAAGAGUUGGUUGAAACUUAUGUUGGCUGUUUAUGUGAAGUCGAUAAACUAUUAGAUGCGAAAAGCUCUAUUGAAUCUUUGCAUAAAUUUGGUUUCUCAAUUCCACUAUCUUACUCAUUGUAUUUCAGAGCUCUUUGCCGGGCAGGGAAGUUGGAAGAUGCUUUAGCCUUGAUGAAUGAAACUGGCCCUGAAAGGAAUCUUCUGAACCAGUACACAUAUGGUAGCUUGAUUCAUGGUUUGUUACGGAGGGGACAAUUAGAAGUGGCAUUGGCAAAGAUGAAAGAUAUGAAACACCUCGGGAUCCAUCCUACUGUCCAUGUAUACACAGCUUUGAUAAUUCACUUUCUUAAGGAGAAAAAUAUAAAUAAAGCUUUGGAAACUCUAGAGGAAAUGAAAGAAGGGGGUUGUCAGCCUACCAUUGUCACUUAUUCAGCUUUGAUGUCUGGAUAUGUGAGAUUAGGGCAGGUUAUUGAUGCUUGGAAUGUUUUCUAUCAUGUGAAACAGAAUGGCCCAUCACCCGAUUUUAAGACUUACUCUAUGUUUAUAGAUUGCCUCUGUAGAAUAGGCAAGUCUGAAGAAGCCUUCAAACUUAUUUCUGAAAUGCUGCAGGAUGGGAUUAUUCCGAGUACAAUUAACUUUCGGAAUAUUAUAUAUGGUCUAAAUAGAGAAGGGAAACCAAAUUUGGCCCAUGUUGUACUAAAGAAGAAGUUGGAUAUCAAAAGAAGAAGAAAAAUGGUUUGAUCCUGACAUAUGCUUUAGGAGGGCUUUGACAUCUAGAACUUUCUGUCAGUGAAGAACUUGAUGCAGCCAUAGUUUCAGGGAUCAAGGUAAUAUAUUGUGCUAGUCUGCAUUUACUUCGAUAAUAAUGAAGCAUGCUUGGUUCAUUUUCCUUUAAAAUUAUCAGCUCUUGCUAUUGUUUUCUCCCAUACUAACUGUGGUUUUAAAUACCAUAUGUUGCAUCUGAAGAAUAGAGAAGAGUCCUGGUCAGAUUUAGCGACAUCUUUUUCGAUAUCGUGUGCUGUAUUGUGCUUUGGUCAGAUGCAUUAGAAUGGUGCAAACACAAGUUGAAUGUUCUAUAUGAAUUUGGUCCUACCAGAAAUGGUCAUUAAAUCAAAGGUCAUCCAUCCCUGUGGAAAAGGAUAAGCAGAUCCAUGACUACAACAUCAAAGACAUGUCAGAAGCAAGCAAGUAGUCACAUGUCUCCUCUUCCCACUUUUCAGUUUUGUAGUUUCUUGGUCUUUGUGCUCUAAUGAUGAAUACCUCCCAAGAAGCUCUUCUACAUUCACGUUGCCUUUAUUUUACAGCAUAUUCCGAGGCCGAUCACAUCAAUUCACUUUACCUCAUCAUGAGUUGGAUUAGCAGAAGAGAAAAUAUCGAUAUUAUAGUAGUAUUGGCAGAAGAAAAAUAGUGAAAUUCUAUUUCCACUGGUCAGUCAACUACAGACAUACUCAUCUCUAAUAAUGCAAUAUUACAAGGGAAAGCUGAACCAUAUUUUGUUAAUUCGUGUAGAAUAUGCAAUAUUUUUGUUUUACUGGAACUAUUCAUCAUCCCCGCCUUCUAAAAUUUAAGAUCAAACUGGUAGGAACCUGAGAUGUUAUACGAUAAAAUCUUCCAAGGCAUAAACUAUUACUGUCUCUUUCAAUUUGUAUCUUCUUGUCUCAGUGCAAGGAGGUUCAACUUUCUGUUGCCUUGCCUGCUUUGUUUUUAGUCUUGCUGCAAAGGCUGCCUCUCGAAGUUGAAAAAAUGAAAAUGAAAGAAAACGCUGCUGCAGCGGAAUCGAUAAUAUCAGUAAUAUCCUUAUUUUCCUUUCCAGAUAAUCUUUCGGUUGCAAAUUGAAAUUCUCAUCUCUUCUCAUUGUCUUUGUGUUCUUUUGAACUAAUUCUUUCAGUAGUUGGAGCAGAUGGGAUUCCUUCAAAGAUCCACAUGAAGCUGACAUAUUGUCACAGAGCUGCUCAAGUAUGUAGCAAGUCUCCCAUAAGGUAGUUAAAGAGACAAGAAAGCCCCUACUGGUUUCAGGCUCACUGGAUUUUCCAGUGGAAUUUUGACUGGGAUUUGCUUCAGGUGCAAGUCCCCCAUCAUGUUUCUCUAUUUAAAGGGCGCAAAGUGCCAAAAAUGCAAUUUACGGAUGUAUAGGUGCCAAUUGCCCAUCUACAUUGGUAUAAUAUGUUACUGAAAAUUAACCAAUAUUCUCUUGAAAUUGGGAAUCAUGCCCAGUUAAUUUAUCAUAUUGUG